Messenger RNA from Mercenaria mercenaria, 1277 nucleotides. Its product is annotated as T-complex protein 11-like protein 2. The record is from RefSeq and is a predicted model, not a curated record. NCBI's taxonomy places the organism in Eukaryota, Metazoa, Mollusca, Bivalvia, Venerida, Veneridae. The transcript is spliced from 4 exons. Gene Ontology annotation, biological process: signal transduction. Bases 130 to 789 code for a protein of 219 amino acids.
ACAUUUUACCUCCUGUUUUCAGAAGCUGGGAUAGAUGGUCUUGAACUCACCAAACAAUGGUUAACUAGAAGUUUUGAGAAGUUGAGGCCAGGGGGAGUUACUCCUAGAGAGGGAGCCACACAGGCCAAUAUGGCUACACCUGCAGCCAUCUUGAAUGGGGCUUAUAUGGAAUUGUUGCAGUGGGACACAAGCAAAAUUUUUCCAGAGACACUUGUUUUAGACCAGAGCAGAUUCCUUGAUCUAAGAGAGCAGACUCAGCACUUGACAUUGGUUACAUCUGUCCUACUUGUUACAUACAACACAGUAGGUCAGUCAAUAGCUGGUGUACAGUCACUGAAAGUCAAGCUGAAAGAGGAAAUAUGCACUCUGUUGGAGGGGGUAGAAGAUGGCAACCUGGAGUCAGUUCUAGAGAAUAUAAGCGAGCAGGUCAACAAGAAUGUAGAAGUGUUCCUGAAGGAGCAUGGAUUUCCAGCCCAUGAUGAAACCCAGCAGAAAACUCUCAAGGGCCAAAUAACAACACUUAAAGAGAAAGAUAACCAAAUUAUUACGUUGAUGUCAAAACGUGUUCUAGACUUCAUACAGCAAGCACUGUUCUCCAAGUUAACAGAACCAUUGAAAGUACCCGCAGGAACGUCCGUGAUGGAGAAGGAACUGUCUCAGAUUUGUGGACAAUUUCUAAGACUUAUAUCACACAAUAGAUCAGUGUUCGGGCAGUAUUAUGCUAAUAUUAUAGGAACGCUGUUAAAACGCUUGCAGGAAGAUUUGUCUCCAGCAGACGCUGUGUCCUAGUUCAGGAGACUUCAUGAUUGUUGUGACAGUAUUUAUUCCUUUCUGUGUGGUUAUUCCCCUGCAUUAGUCCAGUGGACCAAAACCAUUUUUUCCAUAUUUGUAAACAUGCUUCUCGAUAUAGUACAUGUUCAUCUUUUGAACAGAGGUUUAAUUUAUUAUGUAGAAACUGAAAAAUUUUAAGUCUCUGUCACAUAUUUUAAUAUCAUUCCAACAAAAUCUGAAUUUUCAGUAAGUUAAAUAACUGUGUAAGGCAUGGACCAGUUAGAGACCAUGAUGGUCAUGUGACAUCAAGUUCAUUAGUACUUUAUUAUAUAGAUCAGCAUAUUUUUUAUAAUAUUUUCUCGAGCAUGUUAGAAUUAAAGUAGUCCAGGCUUUCUUGCAGUAAUGCCUUUAUGUGCAUAGACUAUAAACCGUGCUAAGCUCUUGAUUGUUUCAUGAAUAUAUUUUGAUUCAGAUUGAUAUUUAUGCAUAAAUUGUAUGUCCAUCCA